AUGUCCCGACCAGAGCUCAUCGCGCCGCCAGAAAUUUAUUAUGGCGACUCCGAGGCCAAAAAGUACACCCAAAACACUCGCAAUCAGCAAAUACAAGCGGACAUGACUUAUCGCGCCCUGGAACUGUUAAAUCUUCCCCCUGAUGAACCUGCCUAUCUGCUGGACAUCGGAUGCGGCUCUGGUCUGUCUGGUGAAAUCUUAGACGAGGAGGGUUAUGUCUGGGCUGGCGUCGACAUCGCACCCAGCAUGCUUGAGGUCGCACUCGAACGGGAAGUGGAAGGAGACCUGUUUCUACAAGAUAUUGGCCAAGGAUUUGGCUUCCGUCCAGGCAGCUUUGACGGGGCCAUCAGCAUAUCAGUAUUGCAAUGGCUGCUGAACGCGGAAACCUCCCAUCCAACGUCUUCACCGCCUCACCGACUAGCCCGAUUCUUCCAAACCCUCCAUUCUGCGCUGCGAAAUCCAUCGCGCGCCGUCUUCCAAUUCUAUCCAUCGUCAGACGACCAAAUACAACUCAUUACAUCCAUUGCUCAGAAGGCCGGCUUUGGAGGUGGUAUCGUGGUUGACUACCCGAAUUCUAAAAAAGCCAAAAAGGUGUUUUUGUGUUUGUUUGUUGGCGGAGGUGGAGGUGGUACAUCACUGCCUCAGGGCUUGGACGGGGAGGAGGUUGAUGAUGGCGGAAAGGCGCGGUUCGAGAGGAGAAGGGAACGCGAAAAAACCAAGAAUGGUAAACGGAAAAACAUCAAGGAUCGAGAUUGGAUCCUCAAAAAGAAAGAGUUGUACCGGAAACGAGGCAAAGAAGGCGUUCCAAACGACUCAAAGUUUACGGGUCGCAAGCGACGCGCCGUGUUUUAA
This is a messenger RNA of Mycena indigotica, 852 nucleotides long. RefSeq lists its product as uncharacterized. The coding region runs from base 1 to 852 and encodes 283 amino acids. Gene Ontology annotation, cellular component: nucleolus. Gene Ontology annotation, molecular function: rRNA (guanine) methyltransferase activity. The record is from RefSeq and is a predicted model, not a curated record. The transcript is spliced from 5 exons. Gene Ontology annotation, biological process: rRNA (guanine-N7)-methylation. NCBI's taxonomy places the organism in Eukaryota, Fungi, Basidiomycota, Agaricomycetes, Agaricales, Mycenaceae.